Molecule: messenger RNA, 1506 nt
Organism: Lathyrus sativus (Indian pea)
Lineage: Eukaryota; Viridiplantae; Streptophyta; Magnoliopsida; Fabales; Fabaceae
Source: the annotation of a GenBank genome assembly
AUGAAAUCCAAACAAGUUUCAACGAUGAUAAGACAGGGUUUCAUAUCAGACCCAACAAUCUCUUCAUUCUCACCUUCUAGAACCUUCUCUUCUCCAUCUCCAUCUCCACCACCAUCCACCACUCGCCCGAGUCAACCUCAAACUCAAACUCAGUCACUCUUCGACAUGAUGUCAGAGGAUCAGAACCGCGACGCCAAACUCUCCGACGAAAAGCGCCGGAAAAUGCAAGAUCGGGUGAAGAAGCUGCUAGAAGAAGCGCCUUUCAGCGGCGGUGAUGUGAAGCUGACGGUGGUCGGAAAGGAAGGGUUGAAGGUAUCAAUGGAAGUUCAGAAGAGCGUUUUGGCUGAUAAGAGUAGAUUCUUCGCGGAGAAGCUUCGUUGUGACGGUGGAGAUGGGAAUGGGAAUGGAAUGACGCAUUCGGUUGAGAUCAGUGAUUGUGACGACGUUGACGUUUAUGUGGAAGCUGUCGUUUUGAUGCAUUGUGUGGAUCUUAACAAGAGGUUGAGGUUCAUUGCUGAAGAUGGUGUUUCUAAAGUCUUGAACUUGCUCAAGGUAUCAGCAGCCAUCAUGUUUGACCUAGGUGUUAUGUCAUGUCUAGAAUAUUUGGAAGCUAUUCCAUGGACUGAGGAUGAACAGGAAGAAAUUAUAUCUCAACUAGGUCAUUUGCAGCUUCAUGACUCUGCAACUGAAGUUCUUCUUAGAGUGUCAUCGUCAAGUCCAUCUACUGCUGCGAGAGCCGAUGAUGUUUUCACGAGCCUUCUUAGUGGUGUUUUACAAGCUAAAGACGAUAAGGCGCGUAGGGAAAUGAAAUCCAUGCUAUCUAAAUUACUUAACGAGGAUGCGUAUAAUGAUAGCAACAAACUCGAUGUUUCUAAAGACACACUCUAUCAUCUUUGCCAAAGAUGUAUCGGCUCUCUUGUCCUGUGCCUAUCUGAAGCAAACGACUCGCCUGAGAGGCCAGACCGGGGGAUUUUAAUGAGCGAAAUAGCUCGCGAAGCUGACAACAUACAAUGGAUUGUUGACAUUUUGAUUUGCAAAAGGAUGGGAGACGAGUUUGUGAAAAUAUGGGCGGAACAGAAAGAACUCGCUGCACUUCAUUCGAAAGUUCAAAUCAUUUAUCGUUAUGAAAUCAGUAGAAUCACAGCGCAACUGUGUAUUGGGAUUGGAAGGGGGCACAUAUUGGUGCCGAAAGAAAUUCGAUUUUCGUUGUUGUCGACAUGGUUAGAAGCUCUGUAUGAAGAUUUUGGAUGGAUGAAGAGAGGUUCUAAAUCGGUUGAUAAGAAAUUGGUUGAAGAUGGACUGAGCCAAACUAUACUAACACUGCCUUUACUUCAACAGCAACUUUUGUUGCUUAAUUGGUUUGAUAGGUUUCUUAAUAAAGGAGAUGAUUGUCCUAACAUUCAGAAGGCUUUUGAGAUUUGGUGGAGAAGGGCUUUCAUCAGAAAGUAUUCACCAGAGUCUGAUAGUUCUCAAUUACAAAUAGCUCUCAUGGAUUAUCCAAAAUGA